GUAAUCAACGCUUCGCUGAAACCUCCAGAUAUCUGAGAGAUUUGUGCAACAACAACAAACAUCAAGUCAGAACCAUCCGAAGAUUGAGGGGGCAAAGAUGACCGGUAGGGAUUACAGAGGGUUCCUGACGACUCACAGGACUGGUGCAAGGGAGACGGGUCGUCCAGAUGAAGCAGAUAAGCUUCUAGUCCGCAUGAAGGAAGGCCUUGGAAGCACUCGCUACACCAAGCUGGACUACGACCAGCUGAAGGCCGCUGCCCUGGAGCGGAAGAUCUCGGGCAACCGCUCCCUCCUGAAGAUGAACAAACUCAAGAGCUUCUCCAAGGCCAGCAAGGAGAACACCCUGCUCAAGCAACACCGGACAGUCUGGCAGAGGGAGCUGGGGAAGCUUGAUGGCAUUAGACAUCGACUGGAGAGGGAGCAAGAGCGGCUGAUUCUGCUGGGAACCUCGGAAGGAUCGUCCAUCACCAUGUUCAUGCUGGAGGCGGAGGAUUACAAGAUGCAGUUGGCGGAGGAGCUGGAGAAGUUCCGGAAGGCUACGGCUGAACCUAUCUGGUCACUCAAGGAUGAUCUGAAGGUCUGGUUAUCAAGGAACAGAGUGAAGCUGCAGAGUGGAGGAGAUGACGAACUGGAUGACCAACACGCUGAGGUCUGUGAGGUCAUCGAGAGUGUCAAAGGUCAACAGGAAGCCGUCAUGAAGCAACUGGAACAUGAGCAGUGGGCGCUGGAGAGUGAGCUAGAUGCUGGAUUCUUACAAGGUCUUAGUCUAGGUACAGAGAAGUGUGUGACGGAAGGGAUCCCGAUGGAGGCUGAGGUCCUGGAAUGCCCAGAUCUGGAGAUUCGGGAUGCUGUCCUACAGGAAUUCCUUACCCUUGAUGAUAAAUACAAGGAAAGACUGAGAGAUCUUGAUAGAAGGCACUCAAGCACACUAGCGAACUCUUAUGGUGGUUGGAGUCGAGAUGAUCACUUGAUCUUUGAGAGCAUAGUUGAGAUGUACCCCAGAGACAUGCAGAACAGACGUGUGCUUUACAUCGACAGACUCAGAAAACAGUUUCCGAAGAGAACAAGAGCACAACUGGUCGAACACGAGGACUGGAUGAUUACCCAUCGAUACCACACCCGCCUUAGGAACACCCUUGUCAGCUGCUGGGCCAAGGACAAGCAGGAGCUCUAUGAGAAGGCAGCGGCAAUCUUUGCAGAUGUUUGCCUCGCGGCGGAGCUCGAGUCCAUUGCAGCUAUCAAUGAACAACGACAAGAGAUGAUUAACCAACAGCUUCGGGAGAAGAUUGAGCUCUGGAGAGAGCAAAAACUUGAGGCGAUGCGGAUCGAAGCAGAACUUGAAGCAGAAAGGCUGAAGAAUGUACAGAAGGAGAUGGAAUUGGAGAAAGAGAAGGAAGAAAAGAAGAGGGCAGCAGACAAGCAGAAGAUCCAAGUAUAUAAGGAGCAACUGCAAAAGGAGCAUGAAAAAGAGGAAGCCCAGAAGCGAGAAAGACUGGCUGAACUCCGGAAGGCGAUGGAAAUACAGGCUGAACAUGACAAAGAGAGAGUUGCAUUCCGUCAACACCUGCAAGAGCUGAAGGAAGAAAGGAUGGCAGAAGAAAAGAUGAGGUUAAGGGAGGAGGAAAUAGAGAGGGAAAGAAGACUGGAGGCGCUGAGGGAACAGGUUGCAGUGCAUGUUGAGAGUGACCCAGUUCGCAUGAUGCAAGCUACCGCAGCCUCUAAGGCUCACCUGGGUAUAGGAGUAGAACAAGACAUCAACAUCCAGCAACCUUUGUUUGAAAUGAAUACAUUCAGCUCAGAUAAGGUGAUGUCAGAUCCAAGGCUGAAGCUAGAACAGGCACUGAGGAAAGCGGGUCUUCAUGAAAAUCCUUACGCAAGGCAUAUGAUCAGCACAACGAAGCCUUUGAAGGCCCCGAGGCCGGAUAUGAAGUCGAGUUUAUUCAAGGACAAAUGAUGGUGCCUCCAUAUAAUAUAGAACGAAGAUUACCACCUUGAAGUUAGAUGGCAUUUCAAAGAGCAAAUUUGACGUCGUCUCCGAAGGCUAGUAAAUGGAGCCUUUUCAGGAAUAAAUGACGGUGACAUAGAGAUAUAAGCCACCUUGAAAGUAAAUCAUUGUCGCAAAGCAUUUGAUGUCAUUUAUGCUGGAUAUUAAAUCUAUCCUUUUUCAAGGAUAAAUGAUGGCAAUACCAUACUAUAAACACAACCCACCUUGAAAUUGAUUGGUAUAUCAGUGCUGCAAAGCAUUUGAAGUCAUCUAGACUAGAUUUUAAAAUUAGCCUAUCAAGGAUAAAUGAUGGCAAUGCCAUAGAAACAACCCACCUCCAUUUUAACUCUGCCCGCUUUGUAGAGUCAAGUCACAUUCUGUUCGCAAUACACACAGAGUACAUUGUCUAUUGUUCAUACACAAUAGUGAUGUGUGCAUUGCAUUGUACUUUGUACACACCAAGCUCUUUUCUUACAUUAUUAAAACAACCAAAAGGUAUUGUGAGCUGAAUUAGCAUAGUCCAUGCUAAACCUUGAAAUUAAUGUGGCGCAGGAGUGAUUUUGUCUGUGGCGGGCAAAGAGUGAUAUGUCAGUGCCUGAAAGCAUUUGAAGGCAACAGGUCUAGAAUAGCUGAUGGUGCCAUGAUAUAAACACAGCCAACACUAUCACCUUGAAGGUGUCAAAAAUGAAAUGUCACGGCCACCAAACUUUUGAGGGUAGCAAGGCUGGAUUUGAACUCUAUUC
Lytechinus variegatus (green sea urchin) is the source of this 2727-nucleotide messenger RNA. RefSeq names its product coiled-coil domain-containing protein 148-like (gene ccdc148). Bases 98 to 1954 code for a protein of 618 amino acids. The transcript is spliced from 13 exons. NCBI's taxonomy places the organism in Eukaryota, Metazoa, Echinodermata, Echinoidea, Temnopleuroida, Toxopneustidae. The record is from RefSeq and is a predicted model, not a curated record.